Oreochromis aureus is the source of this 532-nucleotide messenger RNA. Its product is annotated as eotaxin-like. Bases 110 to 379 code for a protein of 89 amino acids. Gene Ontology annotation, molecular function: chemokine activity; CCR chemokine receptor binding. Gene Ontology annotation, biological process: neutrophil chemotaxis; cellular response to type II interferon; cellular response to tumor necrosis factor. NCBI's taxonomy places the organism in Eukaryota, Metazoa, Chordata, Actinopteri, Cichliformes, Cichlidae. The transcript has 4 exons. Gene Ontology annotation, cellular component: extracellular region. The record is from RefSeq and is a predicted model, not a curated record.
CCCGUCAUCAGUUCUGCCUGCAGAUGUUCCUACACUCACCAAUAAAUAACCAAGCAUUGGUCAGCUUGUAUAGCUUCAACCUGAUCAGUGAGCCAGACCGCCGGUGAAAAUGUCUGUGAAGAUCCUCUUCAUCACUCUCCUCCUGCUCUUUGUGUGUGUGAGCUCUGCAGCUCGUCAUCCUUCAAGAAGCCGAAUGUGCUGCAUUAAGGUUACCACUUUAAAUAUGAGCCCUGAGGUGGUGGGGGAAACGUAUCGUGAACAGGCUGCAGGAUCACCCUGUGUCAAGGCUAUAAUUUUCAACACAGAAUAUGGACAGCUUUGUGCUGAUCCAAAUGCUCAGUGGGUCAAGGAUCUCACUGCCAACAUGAUGAAGGUGUGAAGCACAGAGUCUGUGACGAAUCAUCAUCAGUGUUUCCUUUGACAUGAACUUUAAAGACUUAUUUAAAACCAGAACGCUUUAUUUUUUUUUACUCUUACCUGUGAAUUAACCCUGUAAUUUAUUUUAGAUGUCAACCUCAGUCUUUGAUGACAG